Molecule: messenger RNA, 1028 nt
Organism: Zingiber officinale
Lineage: Eukaryota; Viridiplantae; Streptophyta; Magnoliopsida; Zingiberales; Zingiberaceae
Product: probable membrane-associated kinase regulator 6
Exons: 2
Coding region: 68-799 (243 amino acids)
Source: RefSeq, a predicted model, not a curated record
CAUCUGCUAAACUAAUUCAUCAUAUCACUAGACGCUGCUCUUCAUUAUUAAUCCCAUCGCCACGCCCAUGGAUGCCUCGCAGCAGCUCCUCCUCCCCGACGACAGCUUCUCCUGCGCCUGGCUCAUCGACCUCAACUCCUCCGCCGCCGCCACAGCCGCCGCGGAAGCUGUGGGCGACAGCCAACGCUCGCAUGAUGGCGCCGGGUCCUUCAUCGAGAUUGAGCCUGACCACUUCUUCUCCAUCCGUUGGUCCACCAACGAUCAGUUCGACUUCGGCCUCCCGUCGCCGCAGUGCUCUGCGCAGGUCCACGCCGACCAGAUCUUCUCCGACGGCCACCUGCUCCCGCUCCGCCAUGACCAACCGCCGUCCGCCGCCGAUGCCCCGUCCGGUCCUCGUCUCGCAAAGUCUCAAUCCGUCAACUCGAACCGAUUCGACUCGCCGCCCCAAAAGACUCCAGCUGGUCCGGCGACGAAGUCGUCGUCCUCGUCUCUGCUCCGUUCCAAGUCGCAGAAGAAGAACACGUGCAAGUAUCUCUGCUUCCUGAUGCCGUUGUACAAGACGGUGAAGGAUUUGAGGCUGCUCUCUUCUUCUUCUCCUUCUUUCUCCUCCUCCUCCUCUUCUUCUUCUUCUUCUUCAUCUUCGUUCAAGUCGGCGAACACCGGCAAGGACUCGGUGAGGAGUUCUCCGAGGACCAGCGACGCAAUGUCGAGCGUGGACUUGUGCCGCGGCAUUAACUCUGAUAUCUCCAUCGACGACGCCAUUCUUCACUGCAAGAAGUCAAUUGGACGAGGCAAGUGAUGGAGGGUUGCAAAAGAACUUUGAUUGAAUUCUUCAUUUGAUCCAGCUAGCAAUCAAUAGCACGAUGCUGAUCCUUUCUUCUUCCUCUUCUAUAAUGUUCUUCUCUUUUGCAAAGAAUAAGAUUAGUAAAUAUAAUAGAUAUUGUCAUCCCAAGCCAGAAAAUGGUUUCAGCUUAAUUAUACAGUGUUAUGAGAUUUUGUAAACAAAUUCCAAUAUUAUUAAUGAUGAA